AUGGGUGUUGCUUGGAGUACUUACAAACAAAGAAGACAACGGGAAAAGAAACAGAAAAGGAAAUGCAAGCUAUCACCAUUAGAGAGAGAGAGGAUAUUAAAGAUUAAAGCUCAAAUGGAAGUAGAAAUUCACGCUUUGGAAGAGCAGAUUUACCGUGAAAAACUCGCGCAGAUUGCUAGGGGUAACAGACCUCAGAUGCUGACCGACGGAUUAAGCUGGACUGGAAUCAACAAACCAAAUGCAAAUUUACAAAGGGAAGGGUAUGACUCGCAGCUAGAAUCUGAGAGACAAAUGCUUGAUGCACUCCAGUUCGCAUGGUUUCAAAGAGAGAAUCCGCUAGAGAAUUCGAUAGUGGGCUCACUUCCUAACCUAAGAGAUAUAUGGCAUUUUGAGAAAGUCAGGAACCCAGGAGCUGAGCAAAAACACUUUUAUAGAGAGCGUUAG
Pocillopora verrucosa is the source of this 444-nucleotide messenger RNA. RefSeq lists its product as uncharacterized. Lineage: Eukaryota; Metazoa; Cnidaria; Anthozoa; Scleractinia; Pocilloporidae. The record is from RefSeq and is a predicted model, not a curated record.